Messenger RNA from Schistosoma spindalis, 3811 nucleotides. The record is from the annotation of a GenBank genome assembly. Lineage: Eukaryota; Metazoa; Platyhelminthes; Trematoda; Strigeidida; Schistosomatidae.
GGAUUUGACGUAAGGUCAAUCCGUAGGUCAUGUACCGGGAUUACGGCCUGGCGCAAACUCCGUUUAUCGAUAAGUUAGAGACUCUUAAUCAAGCAACAAUUCCAGAAAUACCUGUGUACAAACCUACGGUUGCAGAAUUUGAAGACUUCAGCAAAUGUAUUUCCAUGAUAGAGUCCCUCGGUGCUCAUCAUGUAGGACUUUGCAAAGUAAUACCACCGUCAAAUUGGGUUGGGCGUCGCAAAGGUUAUGACAACAUUGAUGAAUGUUUGGUGGAAAAACCUAUAUGUCAAAGCACAUAUGGUGGGCGUGGUAUAUAUUUUCAGGAUAUUUCACCCAGAAAAAGUCUCAAAUUCAGUGACUUUAAAAAUAUUGCUUUAUCAAAUAUAUAUUGCACCCCUAAGUACAGGGACUACGAUCACCUUGAAAGAAAGUACUGGUCGUCGAUAGGCACAAGUCGUCCACUGUAUGGGGCUAAUGUCAAUGGAACUUUGAUGGACAUUGACCAGCAUAUCUGGAACGUUGCAAAACUCGACUCAGUACUAAGUCGGGUUUUCGAAGAAGAGGGUGUACAAAUACCAGGUGUGAAUACUCCAUAUUUGUAUUAUGGAAUGUGGCGAUCUACGUUUCCGUGGCAUGUUGAAGAUGUAGACUUGUACUCUAUAAACUACCUGCAUUACGGUUUUCCAAAGUGCUGGUACGUCAUACCUCCGGCUUUUGCGCGUAAAUUUGAAUCCUUUGUUUCCGAAUAUUUUAGGUCGGAAUUCUUGAAAUGUCAUUGUUUCUUAAGGCAUAAAUGCGUUUUAAUUAGUCCUACAGUUCUUUCCCAGUCUGGAAUCCCAACUAAGAAAAUUUUGCAACACGAAGGUGAAUUUAUGAUAACUUUUCCUUACGCUUAUCAUUCCGGUUUCAAUAUGGGUUUAAACAUUGCUGAAUCAACAAAUUUUGCACUUACUAGGUGGAUAGAGUACGGAAAACACGCGAAAAUAUGUACCUGUUGGGAUGACACAGUUAAAAUAUGUAUGGAUCCUUUUGUGCGAAGAUUUCAACCCGAGUUGUAUAAUGAUUGGAAAAAUGGAAAAAACCUACCACCUCAUCCUCUCGAUGAAUAUUUGCCAAAGGAAACAAGUCAUCAUGUUGAGAGCAUACUCACGUAUCCAGACAGUGCCAAGGAUAAAUUGCGUAUCGAGAACAAUGAGGUUACGGCCAAAGACCCUUCUCUUUUUAAACCUUACUCUUCUGAUUCCCCGCCCCCCAAAGUUGGCGAUCUAAACUCCAUUGAUCUGCGGUAUUCCUCAAAACAGUUCGAAACGGCCAAAAUUCCUUUUCAUAUCGCUACUAAUCCUCGCUUGUACCCUCUGUGGUGUGGAAAUCCAGCUAAUGAACAGAUUGAACGAAAUUUCAACAUUUUCAUUGGAAGUCAUAAACCGUAUUGUGCUGUUUGCUCAUUUUUGUGGACUCCUCAGCAUGUUUCUAAGCUUUUAUCUAGUGGACAUAGAGAAGACAAACUACCUUUAUACUCAGAACCACACAUUCCUGAAGUUGCAUAUCACAGCUAUAAUUCUUCUGUACAGUUUCCUCCGACAGUUAAAAGCCGUAUACUCAGGUGUUUUCGUUGUUGCUUAACUGUACAUGCUAGAUGUUAUGGUGUACAAGAUGAACUUGGAUUUAAAUUUGAGUCUUCAUCAGAACAAAAACAUAAUCUAAACUUUAAAAAAUCUUGGUAUUGCGAUGCUUGUAUGGCGAGUUCAAAACCCACAUGCGUAUUUUGUUAUAUGCGCGGUGGAGCUAUUAAACCAUUAGCCAACAUCAAUAAUGCAUUUACUGGACGACCUUACUGGGCACAUUUAGUUUGUGCACUAAUUACUCCAGGUUGCUAUUUUAAAGAUGUGCCUAAACGACUGGCAUUUAUUUCUGAAGACACGAUCAAAUCAGCUAUAUCUUCAGCCAUAUUAUAUUCCAACGAAGGUAAUAAACGUGUGGUUAACGAAAUGCAAAAUAUCAGUUCGCCAAAUCGCUUCUCUGAGGAUGUUCCCUUCAAAUCUUCAAGUUAUUUGCAAAGGAAUUUGAAGUUAUUGCGUAAGAAACCACCUAAUGUUGAUAACAAUAUUUUACGAGAAUAUUAUGAAUCACCUGAUCAGAGAAGUAAAAUAUGUCGAUUAAAGAAGUCGAAUAAUCGUUUUUCACGAAAGCUACUCAACACUACUUCCACAGUUUCAGUUGAUUUUAAUUUUAAAAAAAUAAAACCAUUCAUUCAGAAUAAUAACAAUGGAAUUUUUAGUGUUCAUCAUUCUGACAAUACUAACAUACCAGUUGAAACUGGAGACAAAAUUGCAUCAUCUCUUCCUUCAAUAUGUUUUGUGUGUCAAUUACCUGGGAGAGGAUUUCUUCCAUUGGCUUCCUGCUGGCAUAAUGGUUGUUCUACACAGUUUCAUGUUACUUGUGCUCAAAUGGCUGGUAUUGUUAUUGGAACUGAUGUAUAUCCUCGGUUCUUUUAUAUCGCAUGCAGUAAACAUCCUACUAACUACGAUCACCCAAAUUUUCACGAUCACGAUUCCGUUUCCCCAGGAGAUGAAGUAAUGGUACAAGAAACCAGUGAUCCUAUAUUUUCAUCCGCUAUUGCUAUCCGACGAGUAACUCCUUUAUACUGCCGUAUUUCAUUUCCUGAUGGAACCUUCUCAUCAGAUACACCACCAGAGUAUUUGACAAAUGUUGAUUGGUUCAAAGAUGGACCUCCAGAAAAAGGAUCACUUAUUAAAGUUUUAUGGGAUGAUGGAAUGGAAUAUUCGGGAACGUAUGAAGGUACUACUUCUGAACAGUGGGAACAUUUCAAUUUGUUCAAUAAUUUGUUUCUACUUCACAAAAGGUUCAACUGGAAUCUGGAGAGAUUAGAGUAUUUAAUCGUGAACAGUUUUAUGUACAACCAAAAACUAAAUAUUCAGAUAGUAAGUCAAAACGAUGCAUAAGAUUUUUUCUUUUAUCCAUUCCUUUUUAUCAUACUUUUAGAUAAAUGUAAGAAAAAUUAUUACUAGCCUUUAUGAGAUUGUUUAGAUUGCAAACUAAAUUAUAUACUAACAAGUAUGAUAUUUGAAUUUAAAAGGAAAUAAAAGUCAUGGUGUAUCAUUUUAUUCAUCAGUCUUCUGGUUGGUUACUAACUAAUAUACAUGACUAAACUCUGAACUAACUAAAUGUCGAUUUCACUUCAAUAAUUGAUUCUUGUUGUUGAGUGUUGCACACCUUGAAGAUGGUCAUUGUCUCGCUUUAUUUAAUUAAGCUAAACUUGGAUGGUGAAAUCUUUGGAGACAACUUAUGUGAUAAGUUUUUGUUGAGUUGAUGUUUCUCGUGGGUCAUCCAGAUUUGUCAUUAAGUUUUCAAGCUCUCAUCUCGUUCUGACCCAUUAUAGUAUGAUGAAAAAGUUAUUCAAAUUAUUACAUCUUCUACUUGAUUACGGCUAAUACGGUGUUUGGCUUCAGUACUCGAAUACGCAGAAGCCACGAUUGUAAAACCGAAAAAAAGAUACAAGAAAGCAGGAGAAGCAUUUAUUAAGUGUCGAAAAUGUAUUUGAAAUUUUUCGGUUUGGGCUAUAACAAUUUUAAUCCAUUAGUAUAUGCAAUUGUUUAUGUAUUCCAUUUUAUUGGUACAAACGGGCAUCAAAUACAUAUGUGCCUCACAAAAAAUUUUCGGUGCAAUGUUAGCUAGCCUUGAACAUAGUCCGGUUUGAUAUUAAGUAACAAGAGAAGCUUCAACUUAUUUACUGACACUGAUCCGUUUAGGACAAUGAAUUUGUUGGCCACUGAAAAGUAAGGUAAGAUUG